AUGGCUACCAGAGGGAGUGGCCGGCCCAACAGCACACUGCCCCAGACCAAGAUAUGCCAGUUUAAACUGGUCCUACUGGGAGACAUGGCAGUGGGCAAGUCCAGCCUAGUUCUGCGCUUUGUCAAGGGACAGUUUGAUGAGUUCCAGGAGACCACCAUCGGAGGUGAUGGGGGAGGGGAAUAAGGGGAGAGGAGAGUUGACGGGCACACUGUUGGCCCCAGAUCAUGGUUGGGCAACUCUGCUCCUUGAGUACCGCAGCAUAAACUUCUGUUAAAAACACUGUGAGAGAUUUCCUGGAUCAAGGAGGGAGAGUUGUCUGAGAUGAAAGGACUGAGUUUUACAUCAUGAGUUUUACAUCCUCUUUCUCUCCCUCUCUCAGCUGCGUUCCUGGCCCAGUCUGUGUGUCUAGACGACACUACGGUGAAGUUUGAGAUCUGGGACACAGCGGGACAGGAGCGCUACCACAGUCUGGCUCCCAUGUACUACCGCGGCGCACAGGCUGCCAUCGUGGUCUUUGACAUCACCAAGCCGGUACAGUCAUCAGUGCAUCACAAAGAUGCAUGCUCAGGGCUAACUUUAGGAGUAAACAAUUUAUGUAUUGUACUGUAUCGAAGCUUUAGCCCUCUCUAUCAUGUUAACAUAGCCAUGUUAUUUAAAUGUUGCACUGUAUCUGACUCUCCUCUUUCUCACCUCCUCUCCCCUCUCUGUCCCUCUCCUAUGCUCUAUUUUGCCCUCCUGUAGGAGACGUUUGAGCGCGCUAAAGCCUGGGUGAAGGAGCUACAGAGGCAGGCUAGCCCCAACAUUGUCAUCGCUCUGGCAGGGAACAAGGCGGACCUGGCUGAGAAGAGACUAGUGGAGUAUGAGGUAGUGUACUUUGUAACAUGUUAUGGCCUUCACUAUACAAUGACUUAAUGCUAUACCACAUUUAAAUUCUAACUGGGGAUUCCCAAUACUGAUGGAUGGUUGCCUGAUGGAGUCUUUCCAUUAUGUGUUGCCUGUCUGACAGGAGGCCCAGACCUAUUCUGAAGACACUGGACUUCUCUUCAUGGAGACCUCUGCCAAGACCGCCAUGAAUGUCAACGAACUUUUCCUGGCCAUUGGUGAGCUUCCAUCUUUUCCCGACAAUCUAUAGGGCAACUUAUAGGGAUAAACAUUUCGAUUCAAAUUAACUAUUGGCCUAAUAACCCAAAACGUUUUUCAUGACCACAUCACAUGACCAGGAAAAACUCCCGGCCCUAGUUAUAACUAGGUCAAAAUAAUAAUAACAAACAUUAUAAUUGGCCUCUAACAAAGUGUGUUCCACUGUCUCUGCAGCUAAAAAGAUGCCCAAAACAGACACCCAGAAUCCGACACAUGCAGCGCGACACCGGGGAGUGAACCUACAGGAUCCUGAAGCCCACAACACCCGAUCCUGCUGUGGUGGAGGAGGAGGAGGAGGAGGAGGAGGGAACUAG
Messenger RNA from Coregonus sp. 'balchen', 1454 nucleotides. The record is from the annotation of a GenBank genome assembly. NCBI's taxonomy places the organism in Eukaryota, Metazoa, Chordata, Actinopteri, Salmoniformes, Salmonidae.